Messenger RNA from Neurospora crassa OR74A, 4032 nucleotides. RefSeq lists its product as hypothetical. Lineage: Eukaryota; Fungi; Ascomycota; Sordariomycetes; Sordariales; Sordariaceae. The transcript has 5 exons. The record is from RefSeq and is a predicted model, not a curated record. Bases 854 to 3298 code for a protein of 814 amino acids. Gene Ontology annotation, biological process: regulation of DNA-templated transcription; DNA-templated transcription. Gene Ontology annotation, molecular function: DNA-binding transcription factor activity, RNA polymerase II-specific; DNA binding; zinc ion binding.
CCGGUCUCCCCCGGGUAUUUGCCCACCCGUCCGAGCCGCCAUAGCCUGCCAACAACAACUGCUGCCCCUCCCCCUCCCCGGGCCCGACGACCCCCGUUCCACACCCGCCACCUCAGCUCACUAUGUAGACUGUGGAACGGACUGGACCGACCACUGGAUUCCUUAGUAUGGAAAAGCGGUUGCACAACAGGAUCGCCGCCAGUUUUCACCAGGAGAUAGCCGUGGAGAUGCAACACCACCAACAGCAACCACUCAUGGAUGGCGAAUCCCCUCGGCAGUCGGAGCAAAGUCCGAACUAAGCUACAUUCCGUCAUGGUUGCCCGUCAGUUCAGGGAUCCGCGUGCCCUUUUGUUGAAGAAGAAGCCAUCAUGAAAUUGUUCUUUUUUUGGGGCUCGCUUUGUUAGGGGUCGCCGACUCGCGGUGCUAUCCGUAACGUGCCCCCCCAAGACUACCUACCUCCCAUGUAGAUCGGCCAUCCUACGCAUCAUCUGCGGCGUUGGAAUUUUCUCUCAUUCGAACACUGUAGGAUUCUACCGCACCGUGGACUGGCUGGAAAAGACACAGGAGCAAAACCACCGGAAAAAAAAAUAAAAGGAAAAAAAAAAGGGAAAAAAGGGAUACCUAAGCACUCUGCGACCUCAAGACCUCUGGACAUCAUCAAACGGACAGUAACACAACUUCACACCUCAUCACCCGAGUCACUACCGCGCACCAUUCACACACUCGCACUCACACUUUAACUGACCACGAACCCCGACUACACCCACUUACCGAUCCUGGACUCUGGCCCGACUGACAUCCCGUUGAUGAUGAUAUCCCAAUCCGGAACUCGACAGAUUUCCCGAACUUGACUAUGGCCAGGACACCCGAGCCCACACAGGGUGGUUCCUCUUCAUCAGACGAUCUCAAUUCGACUCUCACCAACUCAGGUUCACUGCGGCGUUUGUUACCAGUCGGGUUGGAAGAGGCUGCCUCACGAUCCAUAGCCCCCGCCAGAUCGACCGCCUCGGCCUCGCCCACUAGUACUUCUACCGAACACCUUACACUUACCAAAACCCAAGCUCGGUCCGCUGUCCCAACAGGUCGGUCAAAGAGACAAGCAACCACUGCCGCCUGUGGUGCAUGUCGGAGGCGCAAGUCCAAGUGCAAUGGCACGCGCCCAAGAUGCUCUGCCUGUCAUGACCGCGGCACUGACUGUGAAUAUGACACCAAUGUGGCCGAGACCCAUGCUCAAGCUCUCAAGCGCAAGUAUGAUGAACUCCAAAACUCAAAAUCGGCUGCCGAGAAAGUCUUUGAAAUCCUCCAGACGAGGGACGAAAAGGAGGCUGAGGAGGUCUUCCAGCGCAUCCGGAGAGGCGCCGAUCCCGCCGCCAUUCUGCGCCAUAUAACCUUCGGUAAUGCUCUCAUUGAGCUUGCCUUGGGCCCCGAGACAGGAUAUCGAUACGAGUUUCCCUACUUGCCUGACAUGCCUGCCUUCUUGCAGCGUCACGACAACGUCUAUCUCGAUUCCGAAGUUUAUGCCUGCGUUUUACGGCGGUCUGCCCCCGGUAUUCCUGCUGUAAAUGCCCAGCACCGCCAGCGUCUGACACAUCCAUCUCUUUCCGGCUCCCAGCAACAACCUUAUUGUACGGUCUCGACCGCAGGUCGAAGCAUUAACCCCUAUUUGGCCCACGGGCCUGCCGUUGACUUACACAGCGAUCCAUAUCAUAAGCCAUACCACUCCGCCACUGUGGAAAAUUCACGAUUAGAGAAAAUGCAGCCAUCCCAGUGGACCUCAGUGAGCACUGAUGAUGCCCUCUUGCGAAAGUUUCUUCAUGACUACAUAAUGUACGACUAUGGCUGGAAUUACUUCCUUCAUCUUGAUUACUUUCUUGAUGACAUGGCGAACGGCCGUCAUCGCUUUUGCUCCAGACUCCUCGUCAAUGCAGUUCUCUGCAUAGGAUCAUACCACCACCGUGGGCUCCAAGGUCGGGCAGAGUACUGGAAUCCCGCAAAUAUCGUUUACUUGUUCUUGGCAGAAGCCAAGAGGCUUUUUGAGAUCGACUCGGAACUCGAAAGACCUGUACCCUCAUCAAAUGAUCCAAAUGGAGAGCGAAGACUGAGGGAAUGGGAAGAACGGCGGUUAACCACCAUACAAGCCGGGCUUCUCCUAAACGUUCUCUAUCUUUUUAACGGUUCCGAUAAGAUCGGGUGGCGCUAUUCUCUUCGUGCGAUCGAGAUGGCCCAUGAAAUCAACCUUUUCGGGCCUGCACAACCUGAAAUGGACCGGGAGAUGCGGGAUGUUAGAGAGUUCACGGCUUGGGUAGUGUUUACAUGGCAGAGUGUAAACUCAUAUCACUACUUCAGGACUCCCAUAAUGAGGCAUCCGCCUCAGGUGCCCCUACCGGAUCCCAUCGAGAAUCCGCAGUGGUACGGUGAGAUUUGGGUAAAAUACCCCGCAAGCCAAACACGGUUUCCUACACAUUUGGGAUUCUUAUUCAAGGCGAAAGCUGAACUUUGGACUAUCAUGAACGACUUCUCCCUCCUUUCCUUUCGGGAUCAUGGUCUCCCUUUGAAUUUGUCAAUCCCUCAAGUCCUCGGAUUCUACAACAGGCUGGUUGACUGGCUGCACAAACUACCUGAACCUCUUUCCCCGCGAAAAAUUGUGACGCCUCACCAAAUCAAGCUGCACAUGCACUUCUACUUCAUCCUCAUCAACAUACUAAGACCCAUAGUUACGUCUGAAUGGAGGAACGGUACGCUGUCGGGUAAGACGAUCCCGCCCUAUACGCCACACGACGCUUACAUAAAUGCUACCGUUCGAUUCGAAACACUUAUUCGCAUUUAUUACCUUCGCCACGGGUUCGAAGCCUUGGACAGCUUCUUGAUGCAGUUCCUGGGCGCCCUCGCCUACAUGACGAUUGAUGCGAUCGCCCAAAACCCAGCGGCGCCCCAUGUUGAGACGCUCCGGUCAACGGUCCUUCUCGCAACAAAGGGGAUGUGGGAGCAAGCCCAGAGUGUCUACGUUGCCCGAGCGGUAUUACGUGUACUGACGAGUGCGAUGAGACCUGAAGACGUGCAACUGCUCAAAAAGUUCGCUAACGUCGAGGCCGACACGGAUAUACACUCUGCUCCUCUGGAGCAACCUAUUCAAUCGGAUUGGCCUACAUUUGUCGUUCGACUUGAUCAGAAUCCCGACACAGUGAGACUGGGCAAGACACUUAGCAGCAAGUUGGAGCGGCUGUCCCUAGAUCUCACCACUUCGUCUCCUCCAGUGGAGUCCACACCACGGCCACGAAAUUGGUCGGUCAUUUUGUGAAGAAAAAAAAAAUCAUUAUUGAAGAUAGACAACAGUACACGAAGUUGCCUACCACGCAAACCAGAAAUAUCAAAGAAAAUAUUCCAAACAUUGCGAAGCCCGCCCCAUUUGGCCAACUGAUCUGAUCGCUCAGUGUCUGAGGGAACCGGGGUAGCUCAAGGUAGCUGAAGCCUACCUUGGAGAAGCUUCAAACCCCUCUCUGUGAUACGAACCAAGCCCCAGUCGGGCAUUUCUUGGCCUAAGGCUGGCAAAUAGGGAAGUGCUUCUUGAACGAUAGGAAGGGGCUGUGACCUCGCAUGUCUCAACGGGUGUAGUAUCAUAACUGUUCAACAACAUGCUCCAUGGGGAUAACACCCCGCCAAGAUUUUCAGCAAGGCCGUGGCUCUGUAACAUUCGAAGCAGGACUCCACGUCAGUAUGGUACUGAUCCCAAAGCAACAAGUUGUGUUUCUGGGGUAUCUGUGGUGAUACCUAUGGAUCAAUUGUGAGGCCCGCAGUCUGACCUUGGCGUGUAUCAUAUCACUUGAACAUCAGGCUUCGGCGACACAAACCAUCCGGCGUCCACUGUGAGUACCUCUUCUGGCGUCUUGAGUGUUCAUUAGACCUACGAAAGAUCACAUAUAGUUUAUGAAAUACGGAACGCAGUGGUGGGACACCAUCUCCCGGGUUGGCAUCACCUCACAACCGUCUAUACUUGAGCUAUCAAACAGUGCAACCGUCGUUCCGCUCAUAGAA